AGUAACAAUAAUGUCGAGCUCGGACGAUAUCUUCAUCUCUACUCAGAUCCAAUCACGGCUAGAUGAUAUUGAAAUGGAGGAAGAGCUGAAGGUGAAGAGGAAGACUCUCUUGGAGAAGUUUAUGAAUGUUCCCCCGGUACCGUUGUCGUCUUCAUCUUUGUCAAGUGGUGUUCUAGAGGUUAGUAAACCUGAGAGUAAGAAGAAAGGCACCAAGAAGAAGCCGUCGAAUAGAAGGAAAAAGGCCAACUUGAGUGUUACAGAACAGAUGAUUCUGAAAUUGAGUGGUAAACCACAGAAGUACAACCGUAUGAUACAUACACAAGGGUUGAACUCCGUCGAUGUGCCCUUGUCGAGGGACUAUGACAAUGUCUUCGAUUCUAAAGAGUGGCAGACUGUAAGGUUUAGCCUCCAUUUGAAUGGACAGUGUCACUAUGGGAACAAUGAUGAAUUAACGAAUGACGGUAGGGUGAUCAAGGAAGAGAUUGGUGAAGGUGAUAUGACCAAAGAUGACGGAAAUAUGCAGUUAUGGUCAGUUGCAAGUCAAGCACCCGUGGAUUUGCAGGACUCAUCGAUGUGUAAUGGGACAACUCCAACUGCUGUCAAAACGGAUGAUUUUGACUCUGCAAUCACUCUUAGUCAGUGCCUACUGCCUCUAUUGGACCACAAGGAGGAACAACCGGAUGAGAUAAUUGAGAUUGAAGAUUCAGAGGGUGAACUUACCAUCAUCGACGUUGAAGAGUUCUGUAAAUUGAAUGGAAUCACCACAACCACAGUACAUAGAGAGAAAAGGCGUAUAAAGGUACCCUUCUAUGGGAUCAAUGAAAAUGAAUCGAAAGCUUCAAGGGACUACGUGGAACUUCAUGAUGCAUGGGAGGAUAAUGAAGUGGUCUACAACACCACUGACGAUGAAACGGACAUGGGCUAUAUACUAUUAGAGGUUUAA
This is a messenger RNA of Williopsis jadinii, 943 nucleotides long. RefSeq lists its product as uncharacterized. The coding region runs from base 11 to 943 and encodes 310 amino acids. The transcript has a single exon. NCBI's taxonomy places the organism in Eukaryota, Fungi, Ascomycota, Saccharomycetes, Phaffomycetales, Wickerhamomycetaceae. The record is from RefSeq and is a predicted model, not a curated record.